AUCCAACGGUCACGAACUUGCUAGCUCCCUUAUCUAUGGAGUUUAGAAGAAAGCAGCCUCAGAAGGAAAAGAGAGAUGCUGAUUCUUCGUCAAUUUCAGAUAUCUUCAUUUGAGCUCUUCCAAUCUCCAAAACAAACAGGGUUUUACUCUAGUUCAAGGAGUGUUCCUCUACCCAGAACUAGAUUUUACUCCGAUUUCAGAGUUAUGAGUGGCAAUAAAGGAACGAACUAUGAAAAACUUUAUCUGGGUAUGGAUUUUGGUACUUCUGGAGGUCGAUUUACAGUUAUUGAUGAGCAAGGAGAGAUUAAAGCACAAGGCAAAAGAGAAUAUCCUCCUUUCAUGAUAGAAAGAAGAAAGCAUGGGUUGGGCAAGCUCAUGGAAAGCAACUCUUUUUUCGUUGCUAGAGGACAUUCCCGUCACAGUUCGCUCCCUCGUCUCAUCCAUUUCGCUUGAUGGAACUUCUGCAACUACUCUCAUCUUAAACAGUGAGAGUGGAGAAGUUCUGUGUCAACCUUAUCUCUACAACCAGAGCUGCCCUGAUGCUCUGCCAGAGGUCAAGUCUAUAGCGCCAGCAAACCAUACAGUCUGCUCUGGUACUUCUACCUUGUGCAAACUUGUCUCAUGGUGGAACACUGAGGUGCCAAACAGAGAAUCAGCGGUAUUGCUGCAUCAGGCAGACUGGUUGUUGUGGUUACUUCACGGUAGACUCGGAGUGUCAGAUUACAACAAUGCCUUGAAGGUGGGCUAUGAUCCUGAGAGUGAAUCAUAUCCAUCAUGGUUGCUAGGUCAGCCUUAUUCUCAGUUAUUACCUAAGGUGCAAGCUCCUGGAACAUCAAUAGGCAAUCUGAAAGAAAGCUUUACAAGGCAAUUUGGAUUUCCAGAUGAUUGCAUUGUCUGCACCGGUACUACUGAUAGCAUAGCUGCAUUUCUUGCAGCACGCGCGACUGAACCUGGGAAAGCAGUAACUUCAUUGGGUUCGACCUUAGCCAUCAAACUUCUCAGCACCAAAAGAGUUGAUGAUGCGAGGUAUGGAGUCUACAGCCACCGCCUGGAUGACAAAUGGUUGGUCGGAGGAGCUUCCAACACUGGUGGAGCCAUUCUCAGACAGCUCUUUAGUGACGAACAGUUAGAGAGACUGAGCCAAGAAAUCAAUCCUAUGGUCGGAUCUCCUCUAGAUUACUAUCCUUUGCAAAGCAGCGGUGAAAGAUUUCCCAUUGCUGAUCCUAACUUGGCUCCCAGAUUACUUCCACGCCCAGAAAGCGACGUUGAAUUCUUGCAUGGUAUAUUGGAAUCAAUCGCACGUAUUGAGGUAUGAACAACUAUUUCCAAGCUGUUGCUACUGAGUUUCACAUGACUCAUGGAAACAGUCAGAAGAAAAUGAUUUUUAUAAAACUCAACAUCUGAGCAGGUCUCUUACUUUAUAUCAACUUUAUAUUUCUAAGUCCAUGCUCUUCAAGAAUCACAAGUGUCAGGCUUAAUAUAGUUUUUGUUUAGUUACCAAUAACGAUCAAGUAAGUUUGGUUUGAACAUGAGAAGUAACUAAGAGUGACUCAUGAUGGUGUUGAAUGGUAACACUAUCAGGGGAAAGGCUACAAGUUGCUGAAAGAGUUGGGAGCAACGGAGGCCGAGGAAGUGUUGACAGCAGGAGGUGGAGCCAAGAAUGACAAGUGGAUAAAGAUAAGGCAGCGAGUUUUGGGUUUGCCUGUGAAAAAAGCCGUCCACACUGAAGCUUCCUAUGGAGCUUCUCUUCUUGCGCUAAAGGGCGCAAAACAGAACAGUGGUUUGUGAAGCAGAACACAUUUUCAAGACCAGAGCAUGUGAACACAUUUUCUUGUUAGACAAAUGAUUAUGUUGUUGUAUGAAUGUACUGAUUAUGUUAUGGAACAACAUUUUUGUGAAUCAUGCGUGUCGAUUUCAAC
Arabidopsis thaliana (thale cress) is the source of this 1919-nucleotide messenger RNA. RefSeq names its product xylulose kinase-1 (gene XK-1). Gene Ontology annotation, biological process: carbohydrate metabolic process. Gene Ontology annotation, cellular component: chloroplast. The transcript has 8 exons. NCBI's taxonomy places the organism in Eukaryota, Viridiplantae, Streptophyta, Magnoliopsida, Brassicales, Brassicaceae. The record is from RefSeq and is marked reviewed. The coding region runs from base 359 to 1315 and encodes 318 amino acids. Gene Ontology annotation, molecular function: kinase activity; D-ribulokinase activity; ATP binding.